Molecule: messenger RNA, 531 nt
Organism: Copidosoma floridanum
Lineage: Eukaryota; Metazoa; Arthropoda; Insecta; Hymenoptera; Encyrtidae
Source: RefSeq, a predicted model, not a curated record
AUGCGAGCUCUCGUUCCGCACACUUCAACUGAGAACCAAGUAGUGAUAAGAAAUGUAGAUUUCCAACUUACUGGCAACUUUAGUUGUGAAACGACUACUGACUCGGAAAGCUUUUACACGCAAAAGAGCUCGAAAUUUCUCACUGUAGUUUCCAUACCUAAGGAUAAGCCCGUGAUCAUGUCAGAGCGUGCCCACUACUCUCCCGGCGACACUCUCAAGGCGAACUGCAGCACGACUCCGUCCAGGCCGUCGGUCACCCUCUCUUUCACCCUCAAUGGAGCUCAGAAUGGGUGUAUGCGAGAAGGGAGGGGCUCGGUUUACCAUCUCAAAAGUUACUCGCCGAAAAACCAAUACCCCCUCGAUUUCGAUACUCCCCGAGCACUCGCCUACAGCAUCAAAGCAGUACCCAUACAUGAGCACAGAUACUUUGUCGGAGACGUGCAGUGCUCCGAUCUCAGUUUGGGAUUCUCUCGGCGCUACCUUUUGCGACUGGAAAGAGGAGGAGGAGCCGGUGAAAGUGUUGGAGCGUAA